CUUUUGUUUUCUAGUUGUUCCCAUGACUUUGCCGACUAAAGUUCUAAGUGCCCACCGUAAAUCACUGAAUCUUGUUGAUUCUCCUCAGCCACUCGUAGAAAAGGUUCCUGAAAGUGACUUCCAGUGGCCCAGAGAUGACCAUGGUGACGUGGACUGUGAGAAGCUGGUUGAGCAGCUAAAAGAUUGUUCGAACCUACAGGACCAAGCAGACAUUCUGUACAUUCUUUAUGUCAUAAAGGGUCCCAGCUGGGACACAAAUCUCUCUGGACAGCACAGGGUCACCGUUCAAAACCUUCUCAGCGAGCUCUAUGGGAAAGCCGGCUUGAACCAGGAGUGGGGUCUGAUUCGCUACAUCUCAGGCCUGCUUAGGAAGAAAGUGGAGGUCCUGGCUGAGGUCAGUGUGACUGUGCCGGCUGCACAUGUGUGCUCACUAGCUUGUGUCCCCUUCUUCCACUUCCAGUCUCCCAGUUAUACCUCUUACUUGCAAAGGAGUCCCAUUCUUUAACCCACAAGUGGAGUGGGCCCUUCUCUCCUGCCUGCCCGCUGCUCCGGGAAGGCGAGCAGAGGGAAGAAAAUGCAAGUGGAUUGGUUUUGUUCUUUCUUAGCGACGGAAAAAGGCUCACCAGGAAAUCAAAUGAAAGUGCUCUGUGUAGCGGCCGGGCGCGGUGGCUCAAGCCUAUAAUCCCAGCACUUUGGGAGGCCGAGACGGGCUGAUCACAAGGUCAGGAGAUCGAGACCAUCCUGGCUAACCCAGUGAAACCCCGUCUCUACUA
This is a messenger RNA of Piliocolobus tephrosceles (Ugandan red Colobus), 773 nucleotides long. Its product is annotated as phosphorylase b kinase regulatory subunit alpha, liver isoform-like. The coding region runs from base 23 to 505 and encodes 160 amino acids. Gene Ontology annotation, molecular function: calmodulin binding. Lineage: Eukaryota; Metazoa; Chordata; Mammalia; Primates; Cercopithecidae. The transcript is spliced from 3 exons. Gene Ontology annotation, biological process: glycogen metabolic process. Gene Ontology annotation, cellular component: phosphorylase kinase complex. The record is from RefSeq and is a predicted model, not a curated record.